UGGAGCCCCAGCAGGUAACUGGUGCCCCUGUCCCCCAGAGCAGGCAGGCUCUGAGCCCCGGCUGGAGGCAGCGGGCAAGAAACCUGAGGUUCCGGAGAGGCUGGGCCUUGCCUGGGAGCUCCAUCCUGGUGUGUGCUGAGGAGCAAGGCCACGGAGGGAGCGUGGACAGCAGCAGGCAGUCCCCAGGCGUGGACAGCAGGCGUCCAGGGAGGGUCAAGAGGGGCAUUACUUUGGCACCUCCAGGAGAUUUGAGACUCAGUACCCAGCAUCUGGUGCUCCUGAGGGAGGAUGAGGUCAGGGGUCCAGGAGCCAAAGACCUGGACCUCCCCUGGCACAGUGGUCCCCUCUGGGAGGCACAGAGUGAGACGGGCACCCCAGAUGGCCCCCUCCCAGGGCACAACAUGGCAGCAUUUCAGACUUGGAGAGCUACUGCUGGACCGACCCUCCGGCCUCAUCUGGCAGAAGGCAGGGAUCUGCCAGGAGUGAGGAACAGAGCCUUGACUGGUGGACGACAAGCAGGGGCUCCCUCCCCGGCCACGGGGGCUCAUCAGUGGCCUGGCUCUGUUGGGGAGCUGCAAGGAUCUGUGUGGUGUGGCGCUGAGACCCCCAGGCUGUCGAGUGACUUGAGGACCAGCGAGCAGGUGCCCCCAUGGCUCACAGAGCAGGAUGUGCAGACCCUCCAGCUGCUGGCGCAGGGGCAGGUGGUGGGCAAAGCCAGGAUCCCUGGCCACGGGCAGGUGCUGCAGGUUGGCUUCUCCGCCAAGGGUGCCCUUCAGGACCUGUCUCCGGGGCUCAGCCACCUCUGCUCCCAGGGGCUCUGUGGCCUGAUCAAGAGGCCUGGGGACCUGUCUGAGGUCCUGUCCUUCCACGUGGACCGCGUGCUGGGGCUGCGCCGGAGCCUGCCUGCCGUGGCCAGGCGCUUCCACAGCCCCCUGCUGCCCUACCGCUACACGGACGGUGGCGCAAGGCCCGUCAUCUGGUGGGCACCCGACGUGCAGCACCUGAGUGAUCCAGAUGACGACCAGAACUCGCUGGCCUUGGGCUGGCUGCAGUACCAGGCCCUGCUGGCACGUGACUGCAGCCAGCCGGGCCAGGCCCCAUGCCUGGGCAUCCACCGUGCCGAGUGGGCACGCCUGGCACUCUUCGACUUCCUGCUGCAGGUCCAUGACCGCCUGGAUCGCAACUGCUGCGGCUUCGAGCCCGAGCCCUCGGACCCCUGUGUGGAAGAGAGGCUCCGAGAGAAAUGCCGGAACCCGGGGGAGCUGCGGCUGGUCCACAUCUUGGUCCGGAGCAGUGAUCUCUCUCAUCUGGUCUACAUCGAUAACGCCGGCAACCUUCAGCACCCGGAGCACAAGCUGAAUUUCCGGCUGCUGGAGGGCAUCGACGGGUUUCCUGAGUCUGUCGUGAAGGUUCUCGCAUCAGGGUGUCUACAGAAUAUGCUGCUCAAGUCACUGCAGACAGACCCGGUGUUCUGGGAAAGCCAAGGCGGGCAACAGGGCCUACAGCGGGUCCUCCAGACCCUGGAGCGGCGAGGACAGGUCCUGCUGAGCCACAUCCAGACGCACAACCUGACACUCUUCAGGGACGAGGGCCCGUAAGCCCCCCACGGUCUGGGCGGGACUCUCACCUCACUGCAGGGGGAAGAAGGGGGGGCAUCUCACGACAUGACCUGAGUGGAUAAGUGCCCAUCCUCACGGCCACAUUUUCUUGGGUUCACCCGUCUUGAAGACAAAAGGGAAAAGCCAGAAAUCAGGAGGGCACCAUGGAUUCCACAGGACGUGUCAUCUGCUUGGGAUGGUGGAGGAGGUGGUGGGUGUUGGGUUUUCAGUCUCAUCACAUUCUUUUCUGCCUGCUCAGCUCUGGCUAUUUACUCCCUUGCACCAAUAAAUACA
Molecule: messenger RNA, 1892 nt
Organism: Physeter macrocephalus (sperm whale)
Lineage: Eukaryota; Metazoa; Chordata; Mammalia; Artiodactyla; Physeteridae
Gene: GASK1A
Product: golgi associated kinase 1A
Exons: 4
Coding region: 402-1598 (398 amino acids)
Cellular component (GO): Golgi apparatus
Source: RefSeq, a predicted model, not a curated record